This is a messenger RNA of Neocloeon triangulifer, 1230 nucleotides long. Its product is annotated as homeobox protein MSX-2-like. The transcript is spliced from 2 exons. The coding region runs from base 13 to 744 and encodes 243 amino acids. Gene Ontology annotation, biological process: regulation of transcription by RNA polymerase II; embryonic morphogenesis. The record is from RefSeq and is a predicted model, not a curated record. Gene Ontology annotation, cellular component: nucleus. NCBI's taxonomy places the organism in Eukaryota, Metazoa, Arthropoda, Insecta, Ephemeroptera, Baetidae. Gene Ontology annotation, molecular function: RNA polymerase II transcription regulatory region sequence-specific DNA binding; DNA-binding transcription factor activity, RNA polymerase II-specific.
CGCUUGAGCGGAAUGGUUGCGGCGAUGACCACCACCAGACGCAUCUCGUUCAGCGUCGACGCCCUUCUCGGAGGGACCACGACGUCGGUUGCCCCUGAGCCCCGGGCCAGCCCUGACGCACCCCCGGCCAGCCCGGACUCGACCUCGAGUAUUUCCAUCGGCAGCCCCCCCAGCAGCCCCCCUGCCAGUCCGCCGCUCGCCCAUCCAAGGGCGCUCCACCAGCGGCCGCCCAGUUUGGCCGUUUGGCCGCCGGGCUUCCCUUUGGCACCACCUUUCACCUGGAUGCCGCACUUUGGUCAGGCAUCGCCAAACAGACUGUCUCUUGGAGGUGGAGAAGGUGCUCCUCGUCUGACUGUGGGUCCCAUGCGUUGCACUUUGCGGAAGCACAAGCCGAACCGGAAACCCCGGACGCCAUUCACAACGCAGCAGCUCAUGUCCCUGGAGAAGAAAUUCCGCGAAAAGCAGUACCUGUCAAUCGCCGAGCGGGCAGAGUUCUCCAGUUCGCUGCACCUGACGGAGACGCAGGUCAAGAUUUGGUUCCAGAACCGCCGCGCCAAGGCCAAACGCCUUCAAGAGGCCGAAAUCGAGAAACUCCGACUGUCCGCUCGACCUCUCCUUCCACCCUCGUUCGGACCCCUAUUCCCAGGCCCAUUUUUCGCCGCCGCCGCGGCGGCCGCCCUUCAGCACCACCAGCACCAUCGACCUCCACUUUUCCAACCUCCGCCGCCCCCACGGCUUGAAUAGCCCAAAUCACCUCAUUAAAGUGUUGGACCCAGUAUAGGAGCCGAAAACCGGCCUUUUAACAAAAGUGAAGUCAAAUUAUCUCGACUGCACGGUUUUUUUCUUACAAAAUCAACCGGCUUAUCGCAAAAAAUGCACUGCGGGCCACAUCCGACUGCAAGCAGAUCUCAACAAAGUGCGCGACUUUAAGGUGCCAUAUAUAAACUUUCCCUGCGGAUCGAACUGACAAACGAAUGCGUGUACAGAAAGAAAUAACUCUUAUAAAUAUUAAAAAAAGAAAAUGUAUACCGAUUAAUGCGUAAGUUCGAUAAUAUGUAUCGAUAAUAAUUCCGUAAUGUGAUGUUCUAGCAUUUAAGUGUAAAUUUAAUUAUUGUAAAACUGUGUGAAAAAAAAGAAAAGUUCCCUAAAAUUUUAAAAUUAAAAUUUAAUGAUCUACUUUGUUGGUUCUGAAAUAAAAUUUGUAAAGUUCAAAUCCUCAAAAAAAUUAUA